CACCAAUCACCACAUGCCAAUAUACGACUUUGAACUUCACCAUCUCAAGACGUACGCAUCACAUUCAUUAACAUUAGCAAGUUGUUUCUAACAGGUUUUGCUGGUACAGAACCAGUAAAGUGCACAUUUUCGUGGCUGAAAAAGGAAUAGGGAAUUGUGUCAGAAUAUGAAAUGUAUGUAGCUACUUUUAUUAUAUGAGAAAAUGGAAAAUGGAUCUACAUAUCGGGUUUAAGGAGAAAUAACAGCAUUUUGACAACUGCUGACGCUUUAUGUAGCCUGAAAGACAAGAUUGAGGGUAAAACUCAAAAAUUAAAAAAAAGUGAAGUGCCUUUAGCUGUCUAAAGAUUUUGCCUAACUAAAAAUACAAAACUUCAUAACUUCAUUCGUUUGCAUUGACCUUUAGUCAGCAUUGAGUUUGUUUAUAGGGAUAAACAACAUGCAUGGUAACGCUUUUUAAUAAUUAAUGUAGCUCCUGAUACAUUAACAUUGAUGCUGAUGUGUUUACGUGGUCAAACCAGCUGCAAGCGACUGAUUUGUCUCUCAACAUCUGCCAUAUUUGCUGCCACUGGUAAUCGGACGGGCACAACCAUCUAGCAGAGCGCUACUGACAACAGAGCGUGCAUUGUUGCCGCUGAAAUGAUUCACAGCCUGUUCCUGAUUAAUAACACGGGGGACAUCUUCCUGGAGAAACACUGGAAGAGUGUCAUAAGCAGGAGUGUGUGCGACUAUUUCUUCGAGGCAAAAGACAAAGCAGGUGACCCGGAGAAUGUGCCCCCCGUUCUGCAGACCCCACAUCACUACCUCAUCAGUGUUUACAGGGGAAAAAUCUUCCUCUUGUCAGUCAUCCAGUCCGAAGUGCCUCCUCUGUUUGUCAUAGAGUUUCUACACAGAGUGGCAGAUACGAUUCAGGACUACUUUGGAGAAUGCUCAGAAAAUGUGAUCAAGGAGAACUUGGUCAUUGUCUAUGAGCUGUUAGAAGAAAUGCUUGACAAUGGUUUCCCAUUGGCCACAGAGUCCAAUGUCCUCAAAGAGAUGAUCAGACCUCCAAACAUCCUUCGAUCGGUCGUCAAUACACUCACAGGAAGCAGUAAUGUUGGAGAUACACUGCCAACAGGGCAACUUUCCAAUGUCCCAUGGAGGCGCGCUGGUGUCAAAUACACUAACAACGAGGCAUAUUUUGAUGUAAUAGAGGAAAUAGACACCAUUAUCGACAAAUCAGGUACCACAGUAUUUGCUGAAAUCCAGGGUGUAAUUGAAGCAUGCGUGCGGCUCUCUGGAAUGCCCGACUUGACUUUGUCCUUUAUGAAUCCCCGUCUACUUGAUGAUGUGAGUUUCCACCCCUGUGUUCGGUUUAAGCGCUGGGAGGCGGAGCGUGUGCUUUCUUUCAUUCCACCCGAUGGAAACUUCACUCUGAUGACUUACCAUGUCAACUCACAGAAUUUAGUGGCCAUACCAGUGUAUGUGAAGCAGAACAUAAAUUUUUUCGACUCUGGAUCCUGUGGACGCCUGGACAUCACCAUUGGACCCAAACAAACUAUGGGAAAGAUGGUUGAGUGUUUAUCUGUUACUAUACCUAUGCCCAAGACUGUGCUCAGUGCCAACCUCACAGCCACACAAGGGAGCUACACUUUUGACCUUGCUACAAAGGUGCUGAUCUGGGACAUUGGAAAACUAAAUCCCCAGAAGCUUCCUAAUUUAAAGGGAAGUUUGAGCAUGCAGUCAGGGGUCCCUAAACCAGAAGAGAACCCUUCACUCAGCAUUGGGCUGAAGAUCCAGCAGCUGGCCAUAUCAGGCCUCAAAGUGAAUCGUUUGGACAUGUAUGGAGAGAAGUACAAGCCUUUCAAAGGAGUCAAGUAUGUGACCAAGGCGGGAAAAUUUCAAGUCCGGACUUGAGCCCACCUGGCAUUUAAGGUCAACAAUCCAAUGUGCCAAAAAUGGAUCUUAAAUUUUACAUAUACUGAAGAAAGUUGUUAUUGAAGAAUGCUCCAGUAUACUUUAUUUAUUGUUGUUGUAUGUUGUUUUGUGAUAUGUAAAGGGAAGCCUUAACCAGCUUAACUCUUUAAAGUAAUAAGUGCUAUUAAUUGCUAAUAGUUUCAUGUAUGACAGUGUUAGCCAAGGGAACUGUUUAAUAUGAAGAGGUACACUUGCAGUCUUAACCAAAAAAAAUAACUUGACUUCAGUGCUAGUUGACAAUCACCUUGAAAGACAUGUAGAGACCUAUUGUAACCACUUUUAUACAUACAAUAGAUAUACAUAUUUUUAUUUCUAAUGGAUUCUCUAUACAAGUCUCAAUGCAUCAUCUUUAUUCCAGGUAUUUUUGUACAGAUCUCUUAAAGGUGGCCUUUGAGAAGUUGAGAAAAUGUACCAAGGUAGACAAUCUACACUACUGGAUAAUCUUGCUUAAGAAAUAUAUUUGCCAAUGUUAUUACUCUAAUUCCAGUUUACCAAUAAGAUUUGGGACUGGCGGUGGUUGAACAGAAUAAUAAUCUGCCUCCUAGAAACAAGCACUCGCUGUAUAAUGCAAUGUCUGCUGUUGUUUGCACCAUCAGCUGUCUAUGUGAAGAAUUCUACAUUUAGUUAGUGUAAUUUUGUAUUCAGUAAUUACAGAUGCUUUCAUAAAACAUACAGAAUAAUUUUAUUUACCAUGACACAAAUAAACACGCUGUGAUAUUGUUUUA
This is a messenger RNA of Boleophthalmus pectinirostris (great blue-spotted mudskipper), 2678 nucleotides long. RefSeq names its product adaptor related protein complex 3 subunit mu 1 (gene ap3m1). The transcript has 9 exons. The record is from RefSeq and is a predicted model, not a curated record. Lineage: Eukaryota; Metazoa; Chordata; Actinopteri; Gobiiformes; Gobiidae. Gene Ontology annotation, biological process: intracellular protein transport; endocytosis. Gene Ontology annotation, cellular component: clathrin adaptor complex; cytoplasmic vesicle. The coding region runs from base 637 to 1893 and encodes 418 amino acids.